Molecule: messenger RNA, 4527 nt
Organism: Priapulus caudatus
Lineage: Eukaryota; Metazoa; Priapulida; Priapulimorpha; Priapulimorphida; Priapulidae
Product: inner centromere protein A-like
Exons: 16
Coding region: 76-4362 (1428 amino acids)
Biological process (GO): positive regulation of protein serine/threonine kinase activity; metaphase chromosome alignment; meiotic spindle midzone assembly
Cellular component (GO): chromosome passenger complex; kinetochore; meiotic spindle midzone
Molecular function (GO): protein serine/threonine kinase activator activity
Source: RefSeq, a predicted model, not a curated record
AGCCAGCAGUGGAGGGCAUUUGAAACCGAAAUAUUCGCGUUGCGCCAUUGAAAACAACACGGUUUACCGUUUACGAUGGCUAGAUCGACAACGGAUAGCUAUUCGGUACACCUAGAAACAAUAAAAAAUAUAGCAGAUUUUAAAACUAGGACUGAGGCACACUUUACCUGGCUCGAAGAAAUUCUUGUGGAAUCAAAGAGAGCAUUUGCCAGGCCUGAUAUUGAGCCACUCCCUAAGACACCAGGCACAAAACGGGGAAGAUGCCGUCAGAUUAAAGCUGUGCCAAAAUACUGUAAUGAAGAUGAAGAUGAAAACAACGACAGCCUCAGCAAAGCCACGCAUGAGCCCAAGGCAAGGCGCAAGCUGACCGUCGAGACUCAUGUGGAUGCUGCAUUGUCUAUCCCCGACGAUGCCAUCGCAGAAGAGGGGAGUGAUGUGGUAUUGGAGUGUAAAAGAGGUCGGCCACAGCGGGUUGCUUCUCCCAUUGCCUCCAUGAAGUGGUCUAUGCAGCUGGAGAUUAUGAAGCGUAAAAGGCUUCCGAGUCAGCAGCGACUGGCAUCUAUGUCAGCAACGUGCUUGGCCGAAGUUGAGCGUAUCAAGCCUAACCAAAACAAGCUUCGCAAUGUGGCGUUUAGUGAGCAGCCACCACAACAACAAGCAGAACCCCAAGAUGCACCAGUGGUGGAAUUGCACUCAGACAGUGACAAAGAGAGUGAGGCAGAAGUUGAGCCUGUUCCCAAGAAGAAGCCAAAAAGAUGCAAGUUAAGUAGAAAGAAAAGAAAUGCCAAAUCAUCAAUUAUACAUAUAGUGGAAAGUGACACUGAAGAGGAACCUUUGGCAGAGGAACUCGGAUGCUCGGAUAGUACAAACAGUGAUGUCUUCGAGGCAGGUAGUCCAACUGAAACUGAGCAGGCUAUGGCCGUUGGUGUUGCACUUAGUCCUGUCAUUGUUUUAGAUCGAAUUGAAGUGUUUGAUCCUGAAACUCCAAAAGUCUCAAAGCCAUUGAAUCAGGUAGUAGAUAUCAAGCCUGCUGCAGAUGAGAUCCACGUCUCGAAAGCUGCAAUCACUGACACAGUCUCCACACCAACAACACAGCUGCUUUUAGGUCAAUCAAGUAAGCAAAUGACCCCCACAACGCCGACUGAAAGGUUCUCACCUUACGCAAGUCCACCAGUCAAAUCUAGAGUAAAGGCUUUCGAAGCCAUCGCAGAGAAUGCGAGCAUUGUAAACAUAUCACACAGUUCUGCAGCCAAUACGAGUGUGAACAAGUCUAUUCUGAUGCACCAGUCAGAGUCUGUCUCCUCGUCACCAGUUGAUCCAAAAAUGAUGUCCGCAAAAGUGAUGGUGACAAACAUUGUGUGCGCGAUUAAGCACAAGUACCAUCAGAUUAUUGGAACACCCGAGAAAGCAGAUUGCAGCAUGGAGCAGUCGUCUGUCAUUCAUGCAUCGUCAGACACCGACGGAGAGCAAGCCACAGAAAAGUCCGCACAAACGAAUGUGAUAAAACCGGAUAGCAACGAGCCGCAUGCCCCAUUGGAGAUGAUCGUGGAAGACAGCGUCGAGCGAGUUUGCGGUGCUGUGGAUAAAGAAGCGAUAGUUUCCCUGCAUAACCUUAGCAAACAGGAAAUUGCUGAAAUCCAGCGACCUUCGUUGAGCGGUGACACCACUGAAGUAUGUCGGUUGAGCAAUGAGAGAAGGUCGGCGGGGCGUAGCAGUGUGUCGAGGAGGUCUGGGCGACGAAGUAGUGUAUCAAGAAGGUCAGGGCGGCUCAGUAGUGCCAUGCUGAACCGUGCGUCCCUGCAGCAUGGCCACAGACGCUCCUCCCUGCUUGGCAAGAAGCUGAUGAAACAAGCGGAGGAGAUGCAAAUGAUAAAAGAUGUGAAACAGGCAGCCGCAGAAUUGAGGAGGAGCAGUAGACGAUCUAGAAGCAUAGCUUUAACUGAUGAAGAGAUGCCGCCACCACUUCCGACUGUCCCACCGGUGUCGAAACCUAUUCGCAGUGCUCGCACCAAGGUGCAGCAGCCGAAGAUGGAUGUUAAGGACCUUCCCGUCGUCGAUAGCAACGAGGAAGCUGAGGAGCCUGAGCAGACGAGUGAGCCAGCACCACAGCGUGUCACGCGCACCAAGGUGCGGCAGCCGAAGAUGGAUGUGAAGGACCUUCCCGUCGUCGAUAGCAACGAGGAAGCUGAGGUGCGUGAACAAACGAGUGAGCCAGUACCACAGCGUGUCACGCGCACCAAGGUGCGGCAGCCGAAGAUGGAUGUGAAAGACCUUCCCGUCGUCGAUAGCAACGAGGAAGCUGAGGAGCCUGAACAGACGAGUGAGCCAGCACCACAGCGUGUCACGCGCACAAAGACCCGACAGAUGCUAAAGAGCAGGACUUCCCCGUGUUCUUCCCCUAGUGUUGCAGCCUGCAAUCAGGUAGCUAAUUCUGCUCCAGACGGUUUGGGUAAGGGUCGUCAGCUAGAAGAGAGUGAAGAAGAGAGAGGUGUGGCCACGCCGACCGAGGCUCGACCAAGGCAAACAACCCGAGCAGUUGACCAGAAUGCACGGUGCCGCGCUGAGACGCCAGUUGACAGAGGCAGUUCCAGCCAAAAGAGCACUGAUAACGAAGCUUCAGACUUCUGUACCCCACCAGAGCGGCCGAUGAGAAUCACUAGGUCAAAAAUGCCGAAGAAAGGUGUUGCUGCUGAUGUUGCAUCGGGUAAACCACCUAUACACCCGGUGGCGAUGACUGAUAGUGACGGUGGAAAGCGCUCCUCAAGGAAGAGACCGAGUGACUCGCAUCUGUCGGGUUCUGCACGUGCAAAACAAGCACGUUUCAAGCACAAUGGGCAAGCAACAAACAUCAUUCGGAUGAGUAGAAAACCGAAUGGAGGCAAGACAUCGAGCGAUUCUGACUCUGAGACUGUUGGAGAUGGUGGGUCUGCAGACCGGCAACCUACACGCACGAGAGGCGCCCAGGUGGUGAACCCAGGUUCAGAAAGACGCAUCACACCUAACACAUGUCCUUCCAACAAGAUAAUAAGACCUGGAGUAAAGACAUUCAUUGGCAGUGCUAGCAAAAGGCCAGCCAAUCUGGUGGUACCCACUUCUUCUAAUGGCAUCAUCUCUUCUUUUAUAAGCCGUAAUUCACCUAAGAAGGUGACGGUGCAAGAGAAAGAGGCGCGGCGGCAGCACGAGCUGAGGAGGAAGAAGGAGAAGGAGGAGCAGGCCGCUCGCAAGCGCCGUGAGAUGCUGCAGGAGCUUGCGCUGGAGAAGAAGCGCAAGCGGGAGGAGAGCGCCAGGCGCGUGCUCGAGACCAGGCUCGCGCGGCAGCAUGCCGAGCAGGAGAAGAAGGCUCUCCUCCUCGAGAGCAGGUUGCACCGGCGCAACCCGCAGGAGAGGGAGCGCCAGGAGAAGCUGCUGCAGGAGAAGCAAGAACUUAGGAUGCAGAGGCAGCAGAACGCACAAGAGAAGCGCAUUCAGGAGAACGAUCAGCGCUUAAAUCGCAUCCGGGAGCAGGAGGAGGAGAAGCUCCGGCAUGACGCGAUGUUUAUCCGGAAGCGAGAUUUUGAGGAACAGGAGAGGCAGGAGAAGCUGGCGGAACAGAAGAGGCUCCAGGACGAAAAGUUGGCAGAUUUAGAAAGACAGCGGAUUGAUGAGCUUGAUCGGCAACAACGCAUAGAGCAGGAAAAACAGAGGGAGUGGCAGCGACAGAAGGAAGAGAAGGAAUUGGUGUUGGAAAAGGAGCGUCAACAGAGAAAGCGGAUGGAGCUGGAACGCCAAAGGGAGAAAGAUAGACUUGCACAGAAGGAGAUUGAAAAACAGCGAGAAAUAGCACGUCAGCACUUGUUGAAGGAGGCUGAGGAAAAGAGGCAGGCUGAAGAAGAUCGGAAGAGGCAAGAAGAGGUUGCCCGGCUCAUUCAGAAACACAACAAUGCAUUGAAGGUUGUCAACAGUACUGCGAAUCUCAACUCAACCUACAAUAACAGCAGUGCAAUGGGACAGCAGGCAAAGAAGAACAACAUUGACUCAUAUGAGCUAACUCCCAAGGCAGUGAAGCCCAAACUGAGAAAGACUGACUGUUACAACAUCAAUGAUUUGCACUCAGAUGAUUCCACCGACAACGAAGACGAGCCCCGCAAGAGAAUACCUGACUGGGCACAAGGAGUUCAGCUGAAGACAGCAAUCAUCAGUCAGCACUACGAAAUGCCAGACAUCAACGAAAUCUUUGACGUCAUGGACAUGCCCAAACUGGAGGACAUGUUUGUGAAGCUGCGAGCGCGAUUCCACAAGCGCACCAGCUCAGCUCACUGGCGCACGCCGAUCCAGCAUCCUGGUGACGAGUACUCGUUUCUCGACAACAGCAUGCAUCCGUAAUCAUCCAUGCCCGGGAGGGAAUCCCCGUGUAAUAUGUGCUCGAUGCUGUUAUUGUUAUGUAGGCUAGAUUUCACCGCGUUCUCGAUUUAUAAAGCUUCUGUGUCUAUCGUUUGCGGAUAAAUGCUGUUUCGUUUAUUGUCCACGUAACUAAUUGUUGCUGCGCUU